AUGGUCUUCUCAGCCAGACGCGCCCUGGCGCAACUGCUAUUCGGCGGCGCAAUGGCUUUGAUGCAUCUUUUAGCGAUGGGAGCAGGCGCACACAUGCAUGCAUCUCUCUCCGUGUCUCGUCUCGCCUCUCCCCUCCAAUGUACCUUCCCCUCUCCACUGUGCCUGAUACGGUUUUGUCUCCCCCCCCCCACCCUUCCUCGGCCGCAACACACAGAAGCCAUUGCGAGCAGACGAACUUGCCGAUCGACUCAUUCUUACCGCACCAUUUUUCGCCAUCGCUUCUCGUGGUUUCAUCUACGCCGCCUUUUCGUUUUGCCAUACCGCGGUAGCCAUUCGCCAACGAUGUUCCGCCGCUCCCUCAUGGCCCUCAACUGGCGUGACCAGGGCAUCAGCUACGUUAAGUACCUUAAUGUGACGACCGAAGCGCUCCACAUGGCCACCAAGGAUAAGGUGCGCGCCAAGUAUUCGCGCUUCUCCGCUCCCAACUAUGUUGCGGUCAAGAACGACGGCACCGGCGUGAUGGAGGAGGUGAAGAAGGUGCCCGCAUUCACGAAGGACUACUAG
Messenger RNA from Leishmania major strain Friedlin, 564 nucleotides. RefSeq lists its product as hypothetical. The record is from RefSeq and is a predicted model, not a curated record. The coding region runs from base 1 to 564 and encodes 187 amino acids. The transcript has a single exon. Gene Ontology annotation, molecular function: proton-transporting ATP synthase activity, rotational mechanism. Lineage: Eukaryota; Euglenozoa; Kinetoplastea; Trypanosomatida; Trypanosomatidae. Gene Ontology annotation, biological process: proton motive force-driven ATP synthesis.